CAAAUUGAAUCUGAAUCACAAAUAUGGCAACAUCUAUUUAUUAUUAGAUUGGGUAAUUCAAAGACUUCUAUUAGUGCUAAACAAACUUUUUCUAAUUUAUCUUUUCAGUUAUCAGAUAUUUCUUUUAAUGAUAUUCAUACUAAAGUUAAUCAUCGUAAAGCCUAUAUAACAGCAAAUAGAUUAUCAAAAAAGGCUAUUCAGAUUGGAUUAGAUGCCAGAACUUAUGCAAUACAAAAGCUUGAGAGCUUUAUAAAUGAGUUUAUUAAUAAGUAUAUACCAAAAAACAAAGAAAAAAUAAUUCAAAAAAGAAAUAUAAGCCAACAGGAAUAUGAUGAUGAAACUUCAUC
Messenger RNA from Racocetra persica, 347 nucleotides. Lineage: Eukaryota; Fungi; Glomeromycota; Glomeromycetes; Diversisporales; Gigasporaceae. The record is from the annotation of a GenBank genome assembly.